GACCAUCUGCUUGCGCUUCGAUAACGCGGCAUGUAAAAAAAUCCUUACUGGAUGCGCUUCGAGGAUAUUCUUUUGUUUAUUUAUACAACCCUUCAAGUUCGGAAAGUUAUAAAAAUAUUAGGAUCGCGUGCAAAAAGGAAUAUUCACAGAUUUUCAGCGGGUAUAUACCGAUGAAUCGAGUUUGCCAGGCUUCGAAUGCUUUCCCGCUACGAUGUUACGCAUCAACGAAAAAUCCAAUAUCUCCGGAUUAUCAACAUUCCAGAGUGUUGACACCUCUGUCAGAGUGCUCUGCUUUACCAUUACUAUAACAUCCUUGUCUCUUUCUCAGACAGGGACCUUGCGUAAUUCUUUCUCUGUUUCUCGUUUUUGAAUGCCAUGUAGUGUCAACUAGAAGAAUGCAUGAAUAGGUUUACGUUCCCAGUGAUUUUUUAAUACUCCGAGAUGCGAGAGUGGUUAAUCUGUGAGCGUGUUCGCAUCUCUCCUAUUCGUCUUCUUUCGAAGUCCGAGAUAAAACACAAAAGGUCUAAAUGAGAAAAUAGAAAAAAUGAGUUCUCUACAGCAAGGUAGCAGAUUCUUGCCUUUUUCAAAUAAUAAUAUACAAAGGAAGCAAUUGUCAAUGCAAGGUGGUCUUCCACAAAGUUUAAGCGGUAGUGAAACUGAUGUUUCAACCUCAAAUGAGAAUUUAACCAAUGAAGAUCGAUAUGUAAUAAGGCAUACAGCACGUCAAGAGCCUCAAGGUCAAGAAAAUCAGCAACAAAGUCCAUCAAGAUCUUCCAGUCACAAAGAAAAUAUACCAAAUAUACAAGGUAACCUGCUCAACAGAAACAGCUUAAAGGAUAGCUUAAAUGGAUCAAACAGAAACAGUUUGAAAGAGAAUUUGAAUGGUUCCAAUCGAAAUAGCCUAAAAGAUAGCAUCAAUGGCUCUAAUAGGAACAGUUUGAAAGACAAUUUAAGUAACCGUACCAGUGUGGGUUCAAAUAGAAGUAGCUUAGAUGUGUCUACAAGCUCAUAUAAUACCCUCAUCAUACAUAAUGCUAAUGAUGAUAAUUCAUGGAUACCAUCUGGAAGGUUGUCAGGUGUGGUGAGAGAACAUGGAGAUGUGGGUUAUUUAUAUUGUGAUGGUAGUGGAAAAGGGCAUUCAAAUAGUCCUACUAUGCAAUCCUUAUCAAACUUGUCUCACGAAGAUCAUGUUUAUGAACAGCCUAAUAAUGGAGGAUGCCAAGAAAUUACAGACAUCCCAGAUGAUUACCUUAGUCAGUCACAGCAGGUAUUAAAACAUCUUGCUAAAGAAGUUAAAGUACCCUCUUAUAGUAAGCUGACAAAUAAUGGAGGAAACAUUGAUGUGAGAGUAAGAGAUGGUGAUAGAGGGAAACAAAAUGAUAGCGAAUCCGAGGAUAGACCACCACCGUCAUACAUGUCCGUCUUGUUACCGUUAAAAAAUAAAUCUAGACUUCUUGGGCCAAUGGAGAAAUUAACAUUAUCAAGAUCGCAACCCGAUUUAUCUAGAAUUGGCAAACCGGAUAUCGAUAACUACAAUUUACGAGCUACUUCUCCACGACCACAGACGAAAGGUCGAGAAGAAACAGAAUCUGGAGCCGGUGAAAUUUGGCCUCCAUCGGAGAUGAUUCAAAUCGUAAUUCAAGAGAACAGUGCUUUAAAAUUAGAAUUAGAACGGUGUUACAGCAAAGUUGCUAAAUCUCAAAAGUUGGAGCAGGAAAUUGCGAAGGUGCACAGGGCCCACGAAGAAUUGGCGGCAUCGAGCGAACGAAGAGAAAAAUUGGAACGUGCUGCUAGAUUAAGGCUACAAAACGACUGCAGACGGUUAACUGAAUUAAAUCGGGCAUUGAGAGAUCAAAUCGAUCUGUUAUCAGCUCGAACCGAUAGUCCACCGAUCGUAGAAUCUAUGAGAAAGGAAUUAACUCAACGAGAAUUAUUAAUUGGACAAUUGAUUACACAAAAUAAAGAAUUAGCUGCGGCGAAAGAAAGACAAGAAAUCGAACUGGCAGCGCAACGAGCAACAUUACAAGAACAACGUACGCACAUAGAUAUUUUAGAUACUGCUCUCACUAAUGCACAAGGGAAUGUCGUGCGUCUUGAAGAAGAGUGUCGAAAGAAGCAAGUAUACGUAGAAAGAGUGGGCCAACUUCAACGAGCUUUGUCUUCUCUUCAAGCGUCGAGCGAUAGAAGAGAAGAGACAGAAAGACAGUUGAGAGGUCAAUUAGAACGAGAGUUAAGAGAAGGUGGUGGCGGCGGAGGCGGGGGUGGUGUUAAUGGUAACGAACAAUCGUCCAAUGGAGAAACGAUCGCAGAAUUGAAACGAAGAAUACGCGAAAGAGACGAAAAAAUCAUGUCACUCGAGGGUGACGUUGCGAAAUGGGAACAACGUUAUCUCGAAGAGAGCGCUCUGAGGCAGGCUGCAAUUGACGCAGCUAGUCUACCAAAGGAUGCCAAGAUAGCUGCGUUAGAAAAAACGAGUCAGGAUGCCGAGAAAUUAAUUGCGGAAGCGCGUUCCGAGAAAAUGCGACAUAUGGAUGAGGUGCAUGCUGCACAGAAAAAGUUGGCUGAUCUUGAAUCUAGAAUGAAAGACCUAGAAUCGAAAUUAGCUGAAAGGGAUGCGAUGAUCCGAGUUCUUCAGAAACAUACAUACGACAAGGAUAGCAGUAGCAGUAGCGGUGUCGGUAGCUAUCCUGCUGCUCAUUCGUCUCAUUCGAGUACGUCCGCCGAUCACCAUACCGCGUUAACAAGCACGCCAGAACUUGUGAGCAGUGUAUUAGGCGGAGGCAGCGGUUACGGAAGUACCGGUUCGUAUGGUGUCACGGACAGUUAUAAGUAUAGGAAGCAAGGCAGUUUCGAGCAGACAAAUAAAAGUCUCGAUGAUCAGUUAAAAGAGCUAGACUCCCAGCUACUUAGUAAGCGGGCACUUUGCUGUUUUCCAGGAUUCUCUAAUCCAGGCACUGCGUCGCGAAAAGGAAAAAUACCCAAGCCAUUAUUGGCGGGUGUAGAUAGUACAGGUACCUCGAGCACCGCCUCGAGCAAGAGUCGCCUGCUGGACGAUUCCGGGGGCGAGGUGUCGCCAGGUAUCAUGGAAUUCUCGAGUGCAGCCUCUAGGUUGAAGGGUACCGUGUCGAGAUUGUCGGACGGUAAACCAGAGGAUAUGAUGCUGUUGGAGAAGCAAGGAAGAAGCUCGCAGAGGCAAAGGAUGCAGGAGGGAGAGCCACGUCGUGCGGGUAGUCUUCCACCGAGCUCGUUACCACGACCACCGAAGAACCUGAAAUCGACAGGUUCGCGUUAUUGUCGUCUCAGCGACACGGAGACUCGCAAGAAAUCGGAUCCAGGUCCGGCAUUGGAAUCGGGAGGGAGUAUCAAGGUACCAGGUAGCAACUGCAGCAUCGAAUACGGUCGAUUCGACACGAAGACCCAGCGUCGAAAGAAGUCGUCGGGUUCGGAGCCGUUAGUCCCUAGCAGCUCGUUGAAGAAGCCAUCAUCGGCGGCGGGUCACGAAUACGAGCGUCUGCAAGCUGAAAAUAUUCGCAAGAAACAAUCGUCCAGCUCGGAGGCGAAGCUGAGGGAUACGCAGAGUCGUUCGCUUAUACCACCGCCGUCCCGUCGUAUCGGGGAGUAUGGUCGCCUCAGCGAUGGUACCUUGAGGAAGCAGACUGGUUCGCGAGGACAGAGCACCGGUAGCACGGUCAGCAGCAAAAGCGGAGGACGCGAUUCAGGAGGAACAGCCAGCAGCGAAGCGUCCACCUCGUCGUUGCCACCUUCGAAAGCGAGAUCAAUACCGCGUCCUAGCAAUUAUCGCAUCCAAUUUUAAUUUUCUUGCGAGAACGGGGUUGUUAGUCUUCCCGGUUUAAAGCGUUCCUCGAAGCGACGAUCUUCCAAAGGAAAGAUAUACUACAGUUUUCCGUAUCUUAUCUUCCACGCGUAGGGAUUGAAUCGUUUGUUUUUCUUCUUCUUUUUUUUUUUACCAACUUAUUAACGCAUACACUCUUGUUCUAUCGUUAUUUAGUUCCGAGUUUUCUGUUCCGGGUUAUGCUCAACGCUACAACGUUGUUCCGAGGUGGAUCUUGGAGAAACAGGGCAGGAUAGAAGCUUGAUAAACGCUUGCGAGCGACGAACGAUGCAAGAUGAAAAUUUGACAAGAUCAGCUUCGAGCGCGUUUGCUUUAUUCUUCGAUAGUUCAAUAGAACCCUAAUUUACGUGUACUUGCGUGAGGCGACGUGUCAAAGUAGCCAUAAUAAUGAGACGUCUAGUUGUUUUUAUUUUCCUUCGCUAUCGUUCUCGGAAGCCAAGCCAAUCGCAUGACAUAUUAGUGAAGACAUACAUACAUACACAUACACACGAUAUAUUGUUGCGUAGCGAUAGUGCAUGACCUAGUCAUUACCAAAGUAACUUUUGUUAUGAAAUGGAAUUGUUUUCUUCUUGUUUCGUGCCUACGUUUCAGAACACCGUAGCUUUCUGUCAGACACGUGUAUUUGUAUAUACAAACACGAACGAAGUGCCUUGUUAUUAUAGACUGCGUGAGAACGAUCGGUACAACUAGGAUAAGAGAGAGAAAGAGAGAGUACGUUCAGGAACUUUGACGAUUGAGGAAACGAUUUUUCUUUUUUGUUUCUUAUGAAUAUUCAAUUUUAUAUACAUAUAUUUACUCUAACUAGCGGGAGUAUCUGUGGCGUGCCUUACGAGAGGAGUCUCUGUAAUCCGUGUAUCUUUGAACCCGUUUCCGGACGGAAACGCUGCUAAAGAUACAACAAAAUCGGUUUCGCUUUUUCAGUGAAAAGCCGAGCCAUCGGGGAAUGAAUCGAACGAAAUUCAAUUGUCCUGGAUACACAACGAGGGAUUCAAGUAGUUUUAUAUUCGUAUAUGUUAUUUUGUAUAAUUGCAUUUUCGUGUGUACGUGUCUCGAUUCGACGAUUCUUUAUUUUAUUCUUUUUCGAGGCGAGAGAAAUACGAAUCAUAUUCGUGUAAUUUAAUAGAAAUGAUAAACGACGGUGAAUUAUAUUACGUAUAGGGUGUCGAAAAGAUUUUUACAGCUAUUCGAGGUAAUACUGUUUUAUAUCGCGUUUGAAGUUUCUGAAUGCACCUCAGGUCAAUGUUCACGAAAAAUAUUAACGAUCAUACGAUCGAUACCUAUGGGGUGUAUAUUUUAGAGAGAAUAUUUAUAUACGUGGUGUUUCUUGUUUUUUUCCAGAAUAUUUUUCUUACCUGCGUUUCGGACCACGUGAAAUUCAUAAAUGAAAAAUAUUACGUACAAUUUCUAUACUUUUGAUACGAGACGUGAUCGAUUAGCGGAUUAAAAUGCACUGUUAAUAAUUAGGUGAUAGGUACCUUUCUUUUAUAAGACUGAAGGAAAAAUGUAUACCGACGAAAGAAAUUCUCUUCUCGCGAUUUGCUACCACUGUAUCUGUUCUCACCUCAAUCCUAUUCUCUUUCAUUUCUCUCUUCCCCUUUUCUUCUGUGUAUACACGUAUUUUACACACGAUUGAAAAAACAGGUACACGCACACGAGCUAACACGAUAAAAACGUGUAUUGUUCACGUUACCAGUUCCUUCAAUGCUACAGGGACGUUCGUGGUAAAUAUAGCGGAAAUUUCAUUAGCAUUCUAUAAUCCCUUCGAUGAAUGGUACGUGGUCCGUUGAGAAAGAAACGAACGAAAGAAAGAACUACAAAAAGAAGGGAAACAAAGUCGUGUCUCUUUUACGUGUGUAACGUUAUUGUUUCUACCAGAGAGACAUCGGAAAUUCUCGAACGAACCAUUCGUUUUUUUGCCUUGUAUGAAAAAAAAAAAGAAAAAUGUAAAAAAAAAUAAUAAUAAUAGAAUGCCAAAGCGUUAGGAAUGUCGCAUACACUACCUACAAUUUACAAUGACAGAUAUGUUUUAAUAUAAUUUAGCGUAUUUAUUUGUUUUCGUUUUUCUUUUUGUGUUAAUUAUCUAUUGUACGUAUAGGGUGAAUUUUCUAUGAAAUUUCUUUGGUCACCAUAGACGGGGAGCGUUUGUGACCAGCUUCUGUUUAGAAUGUAGGGUCCUAACUACUCGGUAAGAUGAAAAAGACUCACCCUUUCUGUAUACGUGGGGUGUGCUUUAAAAUAUGUGGCAUAUUUGAAAAAAAAAAAAAAACAAAGAAAAAAACGAGAGGAACUCUAGCCAUGUUUGUCAAUCAGAGUCACGAGAAAUUGAUAUUUUCUUCUUUUAAUAUAUUUGUGAAAUCAAAAGUGUUCGAUGUGUUCUCGAAAGCUUAUGCAAAUUUUUUAAGAGUAUGCAUUCGAACGAAGAAAGGGCACACGGCGUUUACGAAAAAUUAUAUACGGUUGACACAGAUCGACGAGUAGGUACUGAUAAAAGUAUAGGUAAUUUAUUCUAUUUUAUUAAAAAUUCAAUUGUAUUAUAAAACAGCGACGUACCAGCAUGCCAGCGAAACAAUUUGACACAAACUAAAGAUUCUUUGAAUGUACUCUGUUCUAUCGAACAUCUCGAAUUUGUGUUGAAAUUGAAGGCAAAUAUAGGAUAUCUUUUGUAGAAAUUCGAAAUAAAAAUUUUACUCGUAACAUC
Osmia bicornis bicornis is the source of this 6551-nucleotide messenger RNA. RefSeq names its product angiomotin-like protein 1. Gene Ontology annotation, cellular component: cytoplasmic vesicle; plasma membrane; bicellular tight junction. Lineage: Eukaryota; Metazoa; Arthropoda; Insecta; Hymenoptera; Megachilidae. The transcript has 13 exons. Gene Ontology annotation, biological process: actin cytoskeleton organization; regulation of cell migration. The record is from RefSeq and is a predicted model, not a curated record. The coding region runs from base 545 to 3814 and encodes 1089 amino acids.